CAGAAAUAAAUCUGAUGACCCAUCAGUCCUCGAGUACAAAAAGACAAGCGCAGGAAUCCCUCCCAACCUUUUCCAUUUCACUUUUGCGAUUUUCUUUUUGUUUUGUUUAUCGUUUCUCAGAAGCCAUGGCCCCAACUCUCCAAUUAACGUCAACUGACCUUGUCCUUUCCCUCACAACAUGUCAAAAACUCCUCGCAGUGCAAUUCUCACCCGUGUCCGUCCCACUUAAACACAUUACGAACGUCCGUGUUCGGCCAGACGACCUGUGCGUCUGCUGGAAUGGGCUCCGUGUUGGGACGAGUGUGCCGGGCGUCUUUUAUGCUGGCAAUUUUUAUCACCUUCACCGGAAACCGGAUUUUAUUUAUGCUAGAAAGAAGGCGACGGCUAUUGCUCUAGAUCUGGCGGAUGGGUCCCAAUGGGCAAAGAUUAUAUUUGAGGUGGAGGAUGGCAGGACGCCUGAGGAGGUUGCUCAAGACAUUCUUAAGGCUAUCGAAAAUGCAAGGUCGUAGCAGCAUUCGUGAUUGACAGCAACAUUAGUGGAAAUGUGUUAUCAAGUGUUUUAUAUUUUGUAUUUGCAACAUGUUUUUGAACAGAGACUUUAUUAUUAUCUUCUUCACAUUGCAC
Molecule: messenger RNA, 624 nt
Organism: Spizellomyces punctatus DAOM BR117
Lineage: Eukaryota; Fungi; Chytridiomycota; Chytridiomycetes; Spizellomycetales; Spizellomycetaceae
Exons: 2
Coding region: 15-509 (164 amino acids)
Source: RefSeq, a predicted model, not a curated record